Amaranthus tricolor (Joseph's coat) is the source of this 1219-nucleotide messenger RNA. Its product is annotated as derlin-2.2. Gene Ontology annotation, cellular component: endoplasmic reticulum membrane; Hrd1p ubiquitin ligase ERAD-L complex. The coding region runs from base 165 to 899 and encodes 244 amino acids. Gene Ontology annotation, molecular function: misfolded protein binding; ubiquitin-specific protease binding. The transcript is spliced from 6 exons. Gene Ontology annotation, biological process: endoplasmic reticulum unfolded protein response. Lineage: Eukaryota; Viridiplantae; Streptophyta; Magnoliopsida; Caryophyllales; Amaranthaceae. The record is from RefSeq and is a predicted model, not a curated record.
AUAUAAAUAACUAGACUAGAUAUAAAUAAAGUAAAUCAAACGAAUUCGUCUCCAUAGUCCGAACACGAAAAACCUUUUUCUUUUUCUUUUUCUUUUUUUGUUUUAAUAAAUCGUCAUCAAACAGAGAGUUGCAAUCAAGGAAUUUCAUCAAGAGUGUGAGAAAAAUGGCUCAGGCGGUGGAAGAAUGGUACAAACAGAUGCCAAUCAUCACUCGAUCUUAUCUUACUGCUGCUGUAGUCACCACCAUCGGAUGUUCUCUUGAGAUCAUUUCACCAUAUAAUCUGUACUUGAAUCCUCGUCUUGUAAUGAAACAAUAUCAAUUUUGGCGGCUUGUCACCAAUUUCUUGUACUUCCGCAAAAUGGAUUUGGACUUCCUCUUCCACAUGUUCUUUCUUGCUCGGUAUUGUAAACUUCUUGAGGAAAACUCCUUCCGUGGAAGAACUGCGGAUUUCUUUUACAUGCUUUUGUUUGGUGCUUCUGUUUUAACGGGAAUUGUGCUUGUUGGAGGAAUGAUCCCAUAUGUGUCAGAGUCAUUUGCAAAAAUCAUAUUCCUGAGCAAUUCCUUGACAUUCAUGAUGGUGUACGUGUGGAGCAAGCAAAAUCCUUUUAUCCAUAUGAGUUUCUUGGGUCUUUUUACAUUUACAGCGGCUUAUCUACCCUGGGUACUUUUGGGAUUCUCUAUCCUGGUUGGUGCCAGCCCCUGGGUCGACCUUCUGGGAAUGAUUGCUGGACACGCAUAUUAUUUCCUAGAAGACGUUUAUCCAAGAAUGACAGGUCGCCGCCCUCUUAGAACUCCUUCAUUCAUCAAGGCCCUCUUUGCAGAAGAGCCUGUUGUGAUGGCGCAGCCUGGAAAUGUAAGAUUUGCUGCCCCAGCAGCAGAUGAUCUCCAUCAAGAUUAGCCAGCCUCGUCGCGAAACCAAGACUUGAAACUAAUAGCCUUGUGUUUGCUUGUAAUUAUUUAUGUGCGGGUAUAGUUGGGGCAAGAAUGAGGUUGUUACCGUUGCAAGAUUCAAUUUAACUGAUAAAUCUAACUAUAGGCUAAAGGAUUACUGUGAUGCUGCUGUUUUGUUGGGGUUUAGUUCUAAUGUAAAAUUCCAGUUUGCCAAUUUGGCUUUUGUGCAGUCAAAACAAGUCUAAACAGAAUGAAUCCAUAGUACAGGGGUGAUUCUAUGCAAAUUUGUUUAUUUUUUCACUCAUUAUUUGUGAAUUUGCUCUGAAA